Messenger RNA from Phaedon cochleariae (mustard beetle), 3182 nucleotides. The record is from the annotation of a GenBank genome assembly. Lineage: Eukaryota; Metazoa; Arthropoda; Insecta; Coleoptera; Chrysomelidae.
CGAAAAUGUUCGAGACCAAUCGCGACGACUUCGCCGUUCAUAUAAAAGCACCUCAUUUCGGCGGUCGAAUCAGUUGAUUUGAAAACUGCGAGAAGUGAACAUUCAUUCACAAAACGCAAACGAGCAACAAAGUCUUAGUAUCUGUUGAUACAUACAAAGUAUACAAUAUAUCUACAGUGCUUAGAGAAUUUCGAAGUGAAUCUAGACUAUAUUAAAGUAUCAAAAUGGUGAAAGUUCCAGCAAUUGGUAUCGAUUUGGGAACAACUUAUUCCUGCGUUGGUGUGUGGCAACAAGGGAAAGUGGAAAUCAUCGCCAACGACCAGGGCAACAGGACGACACCCAGCUAUGUUGCCUUCACAGAUACAGAGCGUCUUCUCGGAGACGCUGCCAAGAAUCAGGUGGCCAUGAAUCCCAGCAACACCGUCUUCGAUGCCAAACGGCUGAUCGGCCGCAAGUUCGAUGAUCCAAAGAUCCAACAGGACAUCCAGCACUGGCCCUUCAAAGUUGUCAACGAUUGCGGCAAGCCGAAAAUCCAAGUAGUCUUCAAAGGCGAGAGAAAAACGUUUGCUCCCGAAGAAGUGAGUUCGAUGGUGUUGACGAAAAUGAAGGAAACAGCAGAGGCUUAUCUAGGCAUGCCCAUCAAAGAUGCAGUCGUUACAGUGCCAGCCUACUUCAACGAUUCCCAGAGACAGGCGACCAAAGAUGCAGGUGCCAUCGCUGGACUGAACGUGAUGAGGAUCAUAAACGAGCCCACUGCAGCAGCCCUAGCUUAUGGCCUGGACAAAAACUUGAAAGGUGAAAGGAAUGUGCUCAUUUUCGACCUGGGUGGAGGUACCUUUGAUGUCUCCAUAUUGACCAUCGACGAAGGGUCUUUGUUCGAGGUGAGAGCGACAGCUGGGGACACCCAUCUCGGUGGAGAGGACUUCGAUAACCGCCUAGUCAAUCAUCUGGCAGACGAAUUCAAGAGGAAGUUCAGGAAGGAUUUGAGAAGCAACCCCAGAGCGUUACGUCGCCUACGGACAGCAGCUGAAAGAGCCAAGCGAACACUAUCAUCCAGCACAGAGGCUACAAUAGAAAUUGAUGCGCUCUUUGAAGGCACAGAUUUCUAUACCAAACUCAGCAGAGCCAGGUUCGAAGAACUGUGCUCUGAUUUGUUCAGAGGGACUCUAGAGCCAGUCGAGAAAGCACUGAACGAUGCUAAAAUGGAUAAGGGGCAAAUACACGAUGUUGUUUUAGUAGGAGGUUCCACUAGAAUCCCCAAAAUCCAACAGCUCCUCCAGAAUUACUUCAGCGGAAAACCGUUGAACCUCUCCAUCAAUCCAGACGAAGCUGUAGCUUACGGUGCAGCAGUACAAGCCGCCGUUCUUAGCGGAGAAACUGAUUCCAAAAUCCAAGAUGUCCUGUUAGUUGACGUAACACCGCUGUCCCUUGGCAUAGAAACGGCAGGAGGAGUCAUGACUAAGAUUAUCGAACGCAAUUCCAGGAUACCUUGCAAACAGUCUCAGACUUUUACCACUUACGCAGACAACCAGCCAGCUGUAACUAUCCAAGUGUUUGAAGGAGAGAGGGCGAUGACGAAAAACAACAAUCUCCUGGGAACAUUCGACUUGACCGGUAUACCACCUGCACCUCGCGGUGUUCCCAAGAUUGAAGUGGCUUUCGAUCUGGACGCCAACGGCAUCUUGAACGUAUCGGCCAAAGACACCAGCUCCGGUAACUCCAAAAACAUCACCAUCAAGAACGACAAAGGAAGGUUGUCUCAGAAAGACAUUGACCGGAUGGUCUCCGAAGCUGAGCAAUACAAGGAAGAGGACGAACGUCAAAGGCAGCGCAUAGCAGCAAGAAACCAGUUGGAGGGUUAUGUCUUCCAGGUCAAGCAAGCUGUGCAGGAUUGUGGAGAUAAGCUGUCAGCUGAUGACAAGUCAACUGUUGAAGGAGAAUGUGAAGACUGCCUGAGAUGGCUGGACAGCAGUUCGUUGGCCGAGAAGGAGGAGUACGAGGAAAAACAGAAGCAACUGACUCGUAUCUGCAGCCCGAUAAUGAGCAAAUUGUAUGGCGGAGAUUCCCAGAAUAACCAUCAGCCUGGUGGAAUGCCUGGACCUGGAAGUUGUGGUCAGCAAGCAGGUGGAUUCGCGGGAAGACAAGGACCAACGAUUGAAGAAGUUGAUUAAUUAUUUGAAAAGUUUGAAUGAUUUUGUACAAAGUAUUAUACGAGGGGUAAAUCACAUGGGAAGUCCGGUGUACCCUAGACGGGAAUUCCUUGGGAAGUCUGGGAAUUCUUCGGGAAGUCCGGGAAUUCUUUGGGAAUUCCUUGGGAAGUCCGGGAAUUCUUUGGGAAGUCCAGGAAUUCCUUGGGAAGUCCGGGAAUUCCUGAGGAAGUCCGGGUAUUCUUUGGGAAGUCCGAGGAAUUCUUUGGGUAUUCUUUGUGAAUAACUUGGUAGUCCCAGCAAUUUUUAGAAAAUUGAAGUCAAAUUUCUCAACGAUGUUCAGAUAUGAAAAUGAAUUUUGCGCAAAGAAAACAUAUAUGGACUGCACAGUUUUUUGUUUCAAGACCUACUUUGUUGAUUUUUUUUUGACGGAGAGGUACCGCGAGCACCGAGAGUACCUUGUCCCACUUAGAAUAUCAUAUGUUAGUCGAAUUUUCAUUCUCUUCAAGGUUUCCCGUUGGAAUCCUGUUAAUUAUUCGGAAAGAUGAGAAGAUCGAGAAAAAUUUAUUUUUUAUUGAACAUUUUGAGUUCUGUCUGGCGAUCGAUUUUUCGACGACUUCCCGAUAUUCAAUCAUGCUGAAAUUUUACACAUAUCUUUUGGUCUGGUCAAUAUGGGUAUUAUCAGAUUCAAUACGGUUAUUAUAAAGUAGAAUACAAUUUAUAACAAAGCUUGAAAUCCAAUGUGGCCGCCGACAAAAAAUUUCUUUUUUAUACGAGUGUGCGGAAAGUUACUUUACCCCACUAGUGCUGAAAAGUUACUUUUCGCCACGAUUCUUGUAUUGUUGAAAAUGGGGAUAUUUAUGACUAACUAAAUGAUCUAUGUAACUAUUAAAAUCUUGUUUAUUAAAAACUUUUUUUUUCUCAAAUAAUAAUAAUAUGGACAAAAACACUCGUGGAAAAACAUUAUACCUUACUCUUCUUGCGGCAAAUGUCUUUUCCACAAUUGACGGCUUGCCCGAACUCCGCCCCGCGUCG